This is a messenger RNA of Parathielavia appendiculata, 1290 nucleotides long. RefSeq lists its product as uncharacterized. The transcript is spliced from 4 exons. The coding region runs from base 354 to 1193 and encodes 279 amino acids. NCBI's taxonomy places the organism in Eukaryota, Fungi, Ascomycota, Sordariomycetes, Sordariales, Chaetomiaceae. The record is from RefSeq and is a predicted model, not a curated record.
GACCCGGGACCGGACGGGUGCGCAAGUGUGAAGUGAGCAUGGCAGGGAUACAUCAUCGAUUCGGACACAUUCAAAGUCGGGCAGAGCCCGUUUCAGCGUUUCUUUCAUGCCGUAAUUCUCUUUUCAACUCGUGGCGGCGCCGGCUUCUGAGCGAAUCAAACGAUGAGCUCUGUUCCAUUCUUGGGUUUUUCACCCGGACAGUUCCCCGGGACCAAUCAUGUCUCACAAUUGCCCUGCAGGGCAUUGUUGGCGAGUGCGAAUGCGCAACUUCCGGGUUUGUCCGGCAGCUCGGACUUUGUUUAGUUCACGAGGACUGAAUCUUCGAGUCCGGUUCAGUCGAAGUAUUGUCCACCAUGGCUUCUCAACGCACAACUGAGCCUCGAGUGAAGCUCUACUGGCUCAAUGAGUCCCGUGCCCAGCGUAUCGUCUGGCUUCUCGAGGAGCUCGGUCUUCCCUACGAUGUCGAGUUUUUCUACCGCGACGGAAACAUGCAGGCACCCCCUGAGCUGCGCAAAAUCCAUCCCUUGGGCAAAUCGCCCAUUGUCACCAUCACCCUGCCAGAUCCGGCAGACCCAACCAAGCAGAAGGAGGUCGUUUUGGCCGAAAGUGGCGUCAUCGCUCAGUACUUGACCGAGCAGUUCGCAAAUGGCAAGACCCUGCUCCCAAAGCGCUAUCGCGACGGCCAGGAAGGACAGCCCGGCGGGGAGACGGAUGAAUGGCUGCGCUACCAAUACUACUUGCAAUAUCCCGAGGGCAGCCUGAUGCCGCCGCUCCUGGUGGGCCUGAUUCUGCAGAUAUUGAAGGGUCCCAAGAUUCCCUUCUUCAUCCGCCCUAUCACGUCGAGCGUGGCCGACAAGAUGUCCGCCGCCUUUCUCAUACCAGAGCUGAUCCACCACCUAGACUUUCUCGAGUCUCAGCUCGAGACGUCCCCAGACAAUGGCAACUAUCUCUGCGGAAACGACCUUACUACGGCCGAUAUCCUCAUGAGCUUCCCCUUGCAGCUGGUGCGGGAAAGAGGCGCCGCAGUCCACGACGCCAGGGGCAAGGACAGGCUCGCGGACAAGUAUCCCAAGGUAUACGCGUACUUAAAGCGGCUAGAGGAGGAGCCAGGGUAUAAACGCGCUGAAGCGAAGAUCAAGGAGUUGGAGAAGAGGAAGGGUCAGACACAGACACCCCGCAAAUACUUUUCAUAGUAGUAGGCAGAUACCCCCUCUGAUACCUUUCAAGUACCUCAGCUAGUAGUAUAAUGACAGUCUCUCCCCGAAACAUUAUGCAGCUAGCCUCGCUUGA